Messenger RNA from Anopheles funestus (African malaria mosquito), 2982 nucleotides. RefSeq names its product myotubularin-related protein 10-B. NCBI's taxonomy places the organism in Eukaryota, Metazoa, Arthropoda, Insecta, Diptera, Culicidae. The transcript has 9 exons. The record is from RefSeq and is a predicted model, not a curated record. The coding region runs from base 333 to 2480 and encodes 715 amino acids.
GUAUCGAACCAACCUGAUCUGCUACAGAGUUUUCGUCAGUGGCGUGUCAAAAUUACGAUAAUUUGUUUUCUCAUCUGUUGUUUAUCUUGCGCAAAAACUUGUUCUAUAAAUUUUAUCAACUUUUCUUUUAUUACCGUUGGCGCAGCUGAUCGUACGAAUUUCAUCGCACAGGGUAUUGAUUGAUUAAACUGUGCACAUACCCCCAUCCAUCAGUCAUCAUUAAUUAAUCAGAAACAAUAGAGCUUCGGCACUGGAACUUCUUACCAUUCCCAAGAUUCUCAUUCGAUGUGUGCAAUUAACUAGUUAAUGUAUAGAACCAUAGCACAAACCGAAUGCCAACAAUGUCCGAGGGUCGCAAUAAGACGAAACAGAAUUUUACAAGCUAUGUAAAUCAGGUCCCGGAAGAAAACUUUGUCACCGAUGACUAUAAACCAAAGUUACUGUCAGGGGAACUAGAGGCUGCUCGUGCUAAUAACGUAUGCAUGUACAUUGCAUCCUACCUCAAAGAUGGGAAGGUACACGGUGAGAAGACAGGAAUCCUGCUGAUUACAAACUUCCGGUUAUCUUUCGUAUCGUUGGACAUGGAAGAUGACCAGUUUUCGUUCCAGAGUAAUCGAUUUCUCGGUUCAUCGGAUGUCUCACUUUCUAAUAUCGACAGAAUUUAUCAGUAUGUUGAUAAAAAGAAAAGAAUUAUUAGUCCACAGUUUAAAAACAGCAAUAAGAUAGACAAAAUACGCAUCGUGUGUAAGAACUUUAAAACUUUCACAUUCGGAUUUCAACUGUCGGAAGUAGGGAAGGGAAAAUAUAUCGCGGAUGCACUACUAAAGUUUGCUUUUCCGGCUCGACAUAACUUGUUGUUUCUGUAUCGGUACAAGGAGAAGUACCACCGUAGCUCUAUGUGUGAAAAUGUAAAAAUGUAUGACAAGAAAACGGAUUGGUUCCAAGAGCUGGAACGAUGCAAUGCAACUGCUGGUUGGCGCGUGUAUUCUAAGGAUUGCCGAGUCUCAAAUAGCUCCCUGCCGAUGCAUUUUGUGGUCCCAAAGCAUCUGAGUGAUAUCGACUAUGACAACAUAUCGAAAAGCUUUCGCAAUAAUAGGUCGGCUAUUUGGGUGUGGGGCCUUAAGGAUGCAGCACUGGUUCGCCUAGCUGAGCUUAAUCCAGACAUUACAAAUACGACGGUGGAAAACAUAUUGCUGGAACACGUGCGUCGUUGCGAUCCACAGAAGAGACAACCGAGGUUACUGGAGUUGUAUAAAAUUUUGCCUAGCAUACAGGAUGUUAAUCUUAGCUACAUCAAAUUACUCGACCUCUGUACUCCUGACAGUGAUCAGCAAUUUAUGGCACAGGACGAACGAUUUUAUACGCUAUUGGAAAAGAGUUACUGGCUAUUUUACGUUUCGCUGUGCUUGAAACACUCCGACAUAGCUGCCAAGUUGUUACGUGAGGGGCAAACGGUGGUGCUGCAAGAAAUCAACGGGCGUGAUAUGAGCUGUGUGAUAUCAAGCUUGGUUCAACUGCUCCUGGACAGUAGUUACCGCACAAUACAAGGCUUUCAAAACCUCAUUCAAAAAGAGUGGGUCAUACUUGGACACCCCUUUAGUGACCGUUUGGGGCACGUGUCUACGGUAAAAGAAACCGAGCGCAGUCCAUUGUUCCUUUUGUUUCUCGAUUGCACUUGGCAGCUGUUGCAGCAAUUUCCAGAGCAUUUCGAGUUUUCGGAUGUUUUCCUAACCACUCUAUGGGAUUCACUGUUCCUUCCCAUUUUUGACACGUUUCAGUUUAACUCUGAAACCGAACGUUACCAGGCACUCAACGCUGAGCACGUUGUGUUGCGACCGGUUUGGGAUUGGGAAAAACAGUUUGACAAUAAAGAUCUCGCCUUGUUUACAAAUCCGCUAUAUCAGGCGAAAUUUCGGCAUGCGGUGCUAGCCGAGCAAAGCAAUAGUAAUAGUUCUUCCAGCCCGCAAACCCCAAUCGCCAGUUCCUUGUUUAGCGCGACCAGACGACCAGAUGAAUCGAACGGGCAUGCGGUGGUGAAUGGUGCCGGCAAUCUACAGCUGCUAAAGCAUGAUGAACAGUUCCUGGAACCGCAAUGCUGCUUGCGUGAAAUCGAACUGUGGCAGCAGUGUUACUUUCGCUGGAUGCCACAUAUCGAAAUCAAAUACGGUGGCAUUGCAGCAUGCGAUCUGUUGAACCGAUUGCUAUUAAGCAACAUAUACAAACUUCGUCAGGAUCUCGGUCAAUCGGUAACACCGGACGCUUCCAAUGAGCAAGUGGACGAUUUGGAACAAAUUCUAUCAACGAUGAUAAUACAAACGCGCGAUCCAGAUGUGGCAUCCGAUGCAUCGUUGGCAAUCAGUUCGUUCUUUCCAUUUUCUAGCAUAGUGCCGACAGCUCAAUGCUCGGAGUUGUUGUUAGCGAGCAAUGAUAUAAAUUUUUUGCAUGUUUCAAUGUAUGAAACGUCUUCGUUAAACGACUGAAAAAAUGAAUUGGCUAUAGACAUGGUCUCAUUCAAAGGAAUGAAGUUUUGGCAUAUAGCUUUCGAAGGGUAAGAAAUAGUAACAACCAUCAGCCAAUAAUUGUUAGAAACAGGAUUCGUUAUUAAAUAGUUACUUUUAUUACGUUUACCUCGGAACUAAUAUUAAUAUAAAUAAAUAUUUUAUUACACUACUUUUAGAUUAUUCAAACGUUAUUUUUGUAACAUUCUAAUACGAAACAAGACGAACGAAGCAGUGAUGUCGCGCGGAGGACUUUACCGUAGUAUUGAAGGAGGUAAUAAAAAACAUGAAAAUUCUUUAAAACAUUCUGCCUUCGGGCACGACAUAACACUUGCGUUCAUUAGCAUGAUGAUGUCGCUUUAUAAUUUCACUGAAAGGGUAAAUUUAAAUUAAAAGCAUUGAGUUUGCGUAACAAAAAGUUGGUUCUAUCAUUGUGAGCAACAUAAAAUUACUUUUACGAAAUAUACUUCAAACUAAAUCAGAA